AUGGGGAGGAUGUGGCACGCCGUGGCCGCGCUCAGUAUUGCGAGCAUGGCCACCGUUGUCGCCGCCGCCGACUGGGGGCUCCCGAGAGCCGGAGCCGCGGAAGCGCCGCCGAGGAUGGGCGUGGUGCGUAAUUCGACGCGGAGUGAUGGCAACUCGUACCACCAUGUGUGGCCGCCGAUGGAAUUUGGGUGGCGGAUCGUGCUGGGCUCACUGAUCGGGAUCUUCGGCGCGGCUUCUGGGAGCGUUGGCGGCGUCGGCGGUGGCGGCAUCUUCCUGCCGAUGCUGGCAUUGAUCAUCGGGUUUGAUCCUAAGUCGUCGGCUGCCAUGUCCAAGUGCAUGAUCAUGGGUACAUGUGUCUCAACGGUGUACUACAAUCUCAAGCUGAAGCACCCAAGUUUGGACAUACCGCUGAUCGACUACGACCUCGCCAUGCUCAUCCAGCCUAUGCUCAUGCUUGGGGUCAGCAUCGGUGUCAUUUUAAAUGUUGUUUUCCCGGACUGGCUGGUCACGGCUCUCCUGAUAAUCCUUUUCCUAGUCACGUCAAUGAAGGCCUUCUUAAAGGGCGUUGAAACAUGGAAGAAAGAGACCAUAGAGAAAAGAGAGGUUGCACAAAGGAUGCACCAAAUAUGUCAGGAACCAGAGCGUGCAACAGCAAUCCCUACAGGACCAGGGGACUCCGUCCGUGCAAAAAAUCCGUCAGCUGAGAAGUCAUCACUCCUGAAGAAUGUUUACUGGAAGGAGCUCGGUCUCCUUGCAUUUGUGUGGUUGGCAUUCCUUGCACUUCAGAUUGCAAAUAAGUAUAGUGGUCACUGCUCCACUUUAUUCUGGGUCUUGAAUUCUCUCCAGAUCCCAGUGGCAGUAGGAGUGACCAUGUAUGAAGCGCAUGGUUUGAUGACCGGGAAGAAGGUGUUAUCAUCAAAGGGAAGCCAGCAGAAUGCCCUAAAACCUCGCCAGCUCUUUGUAUACUGUCAAUUAGGUAUUGUUGCAGGACUUGUCGGGGGUCUGCUAGGUGUUGGAGGAGGCUUCAUUAUAGGGCCGUUGUUCCUGGAGCUGGGUGUCCCUCCCCAGGUUUCAAGUGCUACAGCCACAUUUGCAAUGAUGUUCUCGUCUUCCAUGUCGGUCGUUGAGUUCUACAUCUUGCACCGGUUCCCGGUGCCUUAUGCUGCUUAUUUCAUCGCUGUUGCAUUCAUUGCUGCCAUCAUCGGCCAACACUAUGUGAGGAAGUUGAUCAGAUGGUUAGGGCGUGCGUCACUCAUCAUCUUCAUCUUGGCUUCCAUGAUCUUCAUCAGCGCAAUCUCUCUGGGUGGAGUAGGCAUCUCAAAUAUAAUUCACAAGAUUGAAUCUCAUCAGUACAUGGGUUUUGAAAGCAUGUGCAAGUAUGGUGCCUAGCUAGGAGACAAGUCGGGUUAAAAAAAGAGACCUUGACCGUGAAGUCAAUUGCCAAAAAAAAUGGAUUUCCAUCGGAGAGUAGGGCGGUCAAAAGUUUUGAUUAGAUUCAGAGUUAAUUAGCAAAGAUACUCUAGUACUCAGCAACUCCGGAGGAAGCCAAUGCAACUGCAUGGAAGUUGAGCCUGCCUCUUGCACAGUUACAGUAACAUGCA
Panicum hallii is the source of this 1601-nucleotide messenger RNA. RefSeq names its product sulfite exporter TauE/SafE family protein 3-like. Gene Ontology annotation, biological process: protein ubiquitination. Gene Ontology annotation, cellular component: membrane; Cul4A-RING E3 ubiquitin ligase complex. The coding region runs from base 1 to 1389 and encodes 462 amino acids. NCBI's taxonomy places the organism in Eukaryota, Viridiplantae, Streptophyta, Magnoliopsida, Poales, Poaceae. The record is from RefSeq and is a predicted model, not a curated record. The transcript has 12 exons.